Ustilago hordei is the source of this 996-nucleotide messenger RNA. RefSeq lists its product as uncharacterized. The record is from RefSeq and is a predicted model, not a curated record. NCBI's taxonomy places the organism in Eukaryota, Fungi, Basidiomycota, Ustilaginomycetes, Ustilaginales, Ustilaginaceae. Bases 1 to 996 code for a protein of 331 amino acids. The transcript is spliced from 2 exons.
AUGGCAGUGUUAGACAUGGUUCUGAUGCCAGCUUGCUUCAGUGGCUUCUGCACAGUGCCUCUCACUUCUGCCCCUCCUGCAACAAGACAUUUCACUUGGACCAGAUGGAGAAGAAGUUGGGCAAGAAAGCUUGUCAAAGUCUCCAAGAUCUUCAACAUUUUUCUUAAAGACAAACAAAAACAGUUCUGUUGUUUUGUCUGCAGCAAAUACUCCCCUCUUGAUGACACUGACCAUGCUCCCCCAAAUGCUUCCAAAAGCAUUAUGAUGCCAUGUCCUCCCACAACUUGGACUUUGACAACAUCUGCAUGCAGUUCACCUGCAGCUUUUAGCAAUGGAAGCAAACCACCUUCUUUGUCUGCCCUGUUGCCUCUUGCAUUGUUCAAGACUGGUAUACAAGGCCAGAUGCAGAUGCUAAGACAUACUUGUACAUCACAGGCAUCAUUGACCAGACCAAACCAAGGUUCAGCCAGUAAGAUUACUUUUGUUUCCCAUCUUGUCAAUGACCACAAGUUUCUGAUCCUUCAUGCUGGUGACAAUAGUGUCAUCAAGGCUGUCAGCACCAACAACAAGUACAAGCUUUCACAAUUACUGCCAUACAUUCCUCUGAGCAUGAAAGCCAUGAGUGAUGUGGAGAUUGAGCACCUGUACCCUCAAUUCAAUGGCUGCUAUGCCCAGCAGAACUACAAUACACUUUGCAUGAAAGCCAAGAAAGGAUAUAAGUCAGUGAUGCAUUCCACAAAAGCUCUGCCAGCAUUGCAGAGUAAGAAAAGGAAGGAGUACAAGCAGGGGUACAAGGAGUUCUUGGAUGAGGAGGUGGCCAAAGCAAUGUGUGUAGAGAACAAUGGAAAGAAUAUGGAGCAUUGUCAUGUGUGGAAUGCCAGCAUGAACAUGGAGGAAAAAAUGGCUAAGAGAAGUAAGGAUGCUGCAAAGGCAAGGGAACAGCUGGAGAGGGUCAAAGAUGACCUGGAUUUCAAGGAAGAGGAAGAGCAAGGUUGA